AGCCGAAGGCGCUCUGCCGCGACGCACAGUAGUUCUCCACCUACCAGCGCCGCUGCGAGGACGACACCGGCCGACCCACAAGAUCCACAGUUGUCGAAGCUACAAUCCAGACUGAACCUGCAGUGAGGAAACUGGAUCUUUGCUAUUCGACUUGUACUUCCAACGGCACCUACUGAAAGAAACAGAUGAAACCAGACAUGUGAAGAGUUUCCACUCAUCCGCCAUUGUGGUUCAAAUUCUGCUGACGAAAGCCUCCAAAGAUGCCACCAGAAAUGGAACCUUCCGUGCUUAACGGGUCGUCGACGCCGAAUUAUGCUGAGAAGCGGGAACAGCAGAACGGUGGACCGCGGCCGAAGGAAGACCUCAGGAAGAGGAUCCGAGCAGCCUUGCCUCAGGUGCUGGCGACGUCGGCGAAGAACGUGCUGCUGCUGGGCUACGGCAUGACGCUGGGCUUCCCCACGAUCGUCAUCCCGGCGGUCAGCAGGCGGCCGCUGGUAGCCGGCGACGCGGGCAACGCGACGCUGGGGGCGGCGGAGGAGCCCGGCCACCUCACGCUCACCGACGCCGAGCUUUCCUGGUUCAGCAGCAUCAACCUGAUCUGCGUGCCGCUGGGCUGCCUGCUGUCGGGUCCGCUGUCGACGCCGAUCGGGCGCCGGCCGGCCAUGAUGCUGGUCAACCUGCCGCUGGCCGCCGCCUGGCUGCUCUUCCACUUUGCGCAGUCGGUCGGCAUGCUGUACGCCGGGCUCGCGCUCGCGGGGGCGUCCGGGGGUCUGCUCGAGGCGCCGGUGCUGACGUACGUGGCGGAGAUCACGGAGCCGCGCUUCCGCGGCGCGCUGUCGGCCACCAGCUCGACGUCGGUGAUCGUGGGCGUGUUCACGCAGUUCCUGCUGGGCAACCUGCUGCCCUGGCGCACAGUGGCCCUCGUCAACCUCGUCUGCCCCGUCGCCGCUGUCAUCGCGCUCUGCUUCGUGCCAGAGAGUCCACACUGGCUCGUCGGGAAGGGUCGGCUGGCCGCCGCCGAGAAGGCACUGUGCUGGCUGCGAGGCUGGGUGCAGCCGGAAGACAUCCGGCAGGAGCUGAACGAGCUAGUGGUCACCAUCGGAGGGGCGGGCUCCGCCGACAAGGCUGGCGCGUCCGGGGCGACGCAGCAACAGCGCCAGCAGCCAGCGUGGCGCAACUACCUCAAGAGGACCUUCGUCAGGCCGUACCUGCUGGUGAGCGCGUCGUUCGCGAUCGGCCACUUCUGCGGCAUGACGACGGUGCAGACGUACGCGGUGGUGGUGUUCUCGCAGCUGGGCGCGCCGGCCGGCCGCUACACGGCGACGCUGCUGCUGGGCGUGGCGCAGCUGCUGGGAGCCCUCACCGGCGUCUGCAGCGUCCACCGCUUCGGCAAGCGGCCGCUCGCGCUCCUCUCCGCCGCCGGCAACGGCGCCUGCUUCGUCGUCGUCGCCAUCCUCGCCGCCCACAGUGGCCCCGCGAGCGAAGACUCCAACACGUGGACGCCGUCGCUGAUCCUGGUGGCGGCGUCCUUCAUGUCUCACGUCGGGCUGCGCAUGCUGCCCUGGAUCCUCAUCGGGGAGGUGUACCCUGCAGAGGUGCGGGGCACCGCCAGCGGGGCUUCCGGCUCCAUGGGCUACAUCCUGGGCUUCGCGGCGAACAAGUCGUUCCUGUCGCUGGUGCACACGGUGUCGCUGGCGGGCACCCUGAUGCUGUACGGCUGCGUCAGCCUGCUGGGCUGCGUGCUGCUGUUCUUCGUGCUGCCCGAGACGGAGGGCCACUCGCUGCACGAGAUCGAGGCGCACUUCGCGCGCUCCGACGGCCGCUGCUGCCAGCCCGGCGGCGGGCUCACGAGGCGCGGCCGCCACCGCAAGCAGCGCGCCGGCCAGACCGACCCGCGCUGGGCCGCCGCCAACCCCGCUCUCGAGCUCGACGAGACGCACAUCUAGCGGCGCUGCGGACAGCCGGCCGAGCUGCGGGGCGCCGCCGGCGCGCGGGAGACAGCUCUGGCACUUCCCUCCCCACUACAUUCCAGACGGAGACGAGUUCUACCUUGUGACUUGAAACUGUUGCGGGGGCACCCCUCGACUGUAGCGUACAGACGCGAACUGCUGUUGAGAGCCCAGUUGUGACUUGGGCAUUGGUAGUGAGAACUGCUUGCUCCAAGGAACAAGUGAUUUUGAAUCUCAGCCUCUACUAUUCAAAGUCGUGCGCUCGUACUCAUCUGAUUUCAAGAACGUUUUAAAACGUAACAAGGUGUUCUGUCAUGUCCACUGUCAGAUCUUUAUUCAUUAGUCGCGAAUAAUUAUCACAAAAUUUAGCAGUGACUUGUGUUGUAGUUUCUUUUCUAAUGACAUCACUAGCGCUGGUUGGUACAAGACGCAGGUGGUAUCAUUUGCACUGCCUGUUAUAACUACAUCUUGUUUACGCUCCUGUUGGAAACACAGAAAUAAGACAAUUGAAAGAAAAACAGCCCUCGGUAACUAUAUUUAAACGAAUUAACCGGGUUUCAACACUGACGCUGACGCUAUACAUACGGGCUUAGUCCUUGGCCCGAGGUCUGGAGUCUAAGCUGUGGGUAGCUGUUCCUCCAAGACCCUUACGGGUUGGAAUAGUGUUGCCUCUCGUUGUGGAUGGUCCUUGUGUGUUAUUGGUGAUAAAUCCUGGUUGGCAGCAUGCAAGCAUGCUGGCGAUGACGUUGGCUGCUGAUGUUGUCCUAGUUCUUCUUCCCCUCGCGCGCGAUGUUGUUCAGUGCAGACUCCAGCUCGGGUGAGAGCUUCCUCUCUCCAUCUCGGACUUCUUUCUUCAGCCGCGCGACCGCAUCCUCCAAGAUGAAGCCCAAAUCGCGUGGCGUGAAGACUGGGUUCGAGUUGAUGGUGUGGAGGUCCUUCUUCGUGACGAAUUCGAGCAUAAUUGCCCGACAUCCGCCACGAAGCUCGAACGGCCGGUGUGGAAGUGGUGGCUUCCGUUUCCCUUCCGCUUGCGCGAAAAGGUAGGGUUUUCUUUGGACGUCGUACCGCCCAUCUCGCACCAUGGUUGCGAUCUUCUUGAGUAUCGCUGGCAGGAUCAUGACAUCCGUGAGCGGUAUGACUUCAGAGUACAUACCUCCUCCCUCUUGAUCUUGUUUGUCCUGCUGCGUCUUCUUCUCCACAUCCGGCGGUGGCGGCGGCGGCGGUACAGGCUGCGGUUUCAACACUGCUAGGAGUGUCCUCUUCAGAAUUUAAAUCAAAGAAUGGUCUAUAUUCUAUAACAUGGUCGCAGAAUUAUGACUAAAAACGU
This is a messenger RNA of Schistocerca americana (American grasshopper), 3276 nucleotides long. Its product is annotated as facilitated trehalose transporter Tret1-like. The coding region runs from base 261 to 1946 and encodes 561 amino acids. The record is from RefSeq and is a predicted model, not a curated record. Gene Ontology annotation, biological process: transmembrane transport. The transcript is spliced from 11 exons. Gene Ontology annotation, molecular function: transmembrane transporter activity. Gene Ontology annotation, cellular component: membrane. Lineage: Eukaryota; Metazoa; Arthropoda; Insecta; Orthoptera; Acrididae.